UUUUUUAUAUCAAGGAAGCUUGAAAAUAAGAACAUAUAAAUUUUUGUAUGCAAAACCGCCACAAAAAUGUUCGUCAUUGCUCUCGCAUUCAUCAUCAUCGCGACAUCUUCAGGUCAAUUUCAGUUCGAUCGGUUCGGCAAUCCGAUAUUCCGGCCGUUCGGAUUCGAUGAGCCGGCGACCGAGGCUCCGGACCCCGCAGCGACUGUGGGGAACUUGUCGUGCUUCUCGUGCUCGCUGGACUUCAAGACAGGCUACGACAGCUUACACCCGUGCCUGGGCAGGCAUGGCGAGGCCGUCCAUCCCGACUACCUCGUCAACUGCGGAGUACGCGACAUUUUCUGUAAGGUGGAGCGCACAGAAAUAAAUGGCGUACUGACGACGCUGGCGAGAUCGUGCAUAGACACCUGCUACUUCGGGUGCAGACCUCGCGGCCUGGGCAUCUACGUGGAGGUGUGCGCCAAGUGCUGCAACACCGACGCCUGCAACGACUUCUACCCCGGCAUCGACAUCGGCGGAUGAGCGGCCGCGCCGGGCAGUUCCGUGGCCGCGAAACUGUCCAUCAGUGUUGCCGCUGGGUCACUAAUGCUGGUGAUAACUGCAGCACUCUUGCACCAGUUGUUCAGUGAUUUUUGUCAAGUGAUAACUGAUUAUUCUGUUGUUGUUUCCUGUAAUAUGAAGAGUGCACUUUAAGCAUUAUUCCACUAAUUAGGAGCAGCGGGUCAGUUCAAGAACGUCAGCUUGAGAUUUCGGAGAAGAUGGGCGAGUCACCUUGAGCCUUUAUUUACUAUUGAUCGAUUUAAACUAUUGAUACGGAAAUGGUAAGCACAUGUGAAACCCAUCAAAAAGCCAGCACCUGAUGAAAAUAUUCAGGGAUUUUCUUUAAACUGACGUACGAGAAACACUCAAUUGAAAUUGUUUAUAUCGAAAGAUAUUUUUCCGUAGGAGGCUGCAAAGAGAUGAACAGCGCAGAUAAACUCGAGCUUCCAUUGCACUAGCCAAAUGAAAGAAGAGAAUCCUGAUUUGAACAUUCGAAAGUAGUGAUCUUUAUUGAUAUUAUUUUCUUUGGUUGUUGUUGGGGGCGAAGAUACAACCGCUUUGCCCGACAUCGGGCUCUCUUUUUCAUCGUAGAAAAGGAAACAAGUACCUAAGAGUUUCAUGGAUCAAGAUAAAGCAUAUAAAAUAACGAAGAAUGUUAUAUUACGAGUAGACUGCGUUAAUUUCAUAUUAAAUUAUAUUAUCAUAAGAUAGCUAAGCGAAGUACCUACCCGACUACACAACAAAUUCAGGAAUUUAUUCGCUGAUGUAGACGUUGUUUGGCAUAUUUUCACACUGGUAUACGCACCAGAAUGUGUGACGGAGUUAAGAUGCCAGAACAGGGUUAAGGGAGUCAUUAUUUGGACAUGAAUAGCUAGCUCCUUCUUCUAUUCAUCGCCUUCAUUGCAUCGUUCUCAAAGUUUCAGCUGUAAUUUCAUGCCAUUGAAGAGUUCGCUUGGCUGAAGAUAUUGAAACGUGACAACGGUGACUUACAGGAGGCUUUCGAUGAAUCAGUUGAUGAAAUUCUUGUUACUCUAUGUGAGGAGAUGAAAAAUUGUGUCAAUCAACAUUGGGUGUGGGUAAAAAAUAGGGUAGGAUGACGAGAUAACUUGUAAACAUCAUCGACUUUGUUUUGUGAACUUUAAUGGCAGCACAGUUACGUCUGUACCGCUCAUGGCUGAUUCAGUCCUACUCAUGUCACUUGCCCGGGUAUAAAAUCCAUUUUUGUAACUUCAUGCUCUGUUAAUUGCUCCAGGCCACUGGAUAAGAAAAAUAAACGAAAAUUUCGAUCAGCUAAUAUUAGCUUUAAUUACCAUUAGCUUGUAUUGUUCCC
Molecule: messenger RNA, 1867 nt
Organism: Hyalella azteca
Lineage: Eukaryota; Metazoa; Arthropoda; Malacostraca; Amphipoda; Hyalellidae
Exons: 3
Coding region: 67-519 (150 amino acids)
Source: RefSeq, a predicted model, not a curated record